GCCGUCUCUCCGGCCCGCGCGGGCGGGCGCUAUGCGCAGGCUCGGGCCUUGCCUCGAGAUGGCGGCGGUGGCGGAUAAACAGAAGCACGAGCACGGGCGGGUGAAGAUCGGGCACUACAUCCUGGGGGACACGCUGGGCGUCGGCACCUUCGGGAAAGUCAAGGUUGGAAAACAUGAGUUAACUGGACAUAAAGUUGCAGUGAAGAUCCUGAACCGACAGAAGAUUCGUAGCCUUGAUGUUGUAGGAAAAAUCCGCAGGGAGAUUCAGAACCUCAAACUCUUCAGGCAUCCUCAUAUAAUAAAGCUGUACCAGGUCAUCAGCACACCCACUGACAUUUUCAUGGUGAUGGAAUAUGUUUCAGGAGGAGAACUGUUUGAUUAUAUUUGUAAAAAUGGAAGGCUCGAUGAGAAGGAAAGUAGACGUCUGUUCCAGCAAAUCCUUUCUGGUGUGGAUUACUGUCACAGGCAUAUGGUGGUACAUAGAGAUCUGAAGCCUGAAAAUGUGCUGCUUGAUGCACACAUGAAUGCCAAGAUAGCUGACUUUGGUCUAUCAAAUAUGAUGUCAGAUGGAGAAUUUUUAAGAACAAGCUGUGGUUCCCCUAACUAUGCUGCACCAGAAGUAAUUUCAGGAAGGUUAUAUGCAGGCCCAGAAGUAGAUAUUUGGAGCAGUGGGGUUAUUCUCUAUGCUUUAUUAUGUGGAACACUUCCAUUUGAUGAUGAUCACGUGCCAACCCUUUUUAAGAAGAUAUGUGAUGGUAUCUUUUAUACCCCUCAGUACCUGAAUCCGUCUGUAAUUAGUCUUUUGAAGCACAUGCUGCAAGUGGAUCCAAUGAAGAGAGCAACAGUCAGAGACAUUAGGGAACAUGAAUGGUUUAAGCAGGACCUUCCAAAGUACUUGUUUCCUGAAGACCCAUCAUAUAGCUCUACCAUGAUUGAUGAUGAAGCCUUAAAAGAAGUGUGUGAGAAGUUUGAGUGCACUGAAGAGGAAGUGCUAAGUUGUCUAUACAGCCGAAAUCAUCAGGACCCUUUAGCUGUUGCUUAUCACCUCAUUAUAGAUAACAGAAGAAUAAUGAAUGAGGCCAAAGACUUCUACUUGGCUACAAGUCCACCAGAUUCUUUUCUGGAUGAUCACCAUCUGUCUCGCCCUCACCCUGAAAGAGUGCCAUUUUUAGUAGCUGAAGCACCACGUCCUCGCCAUACUCUUGAUGAGCUGAAUCCACAGAAGUCAAAACACCAAGGGGUGAGAAGGGCUAAAUGGCACUUGGGGAUCCGGAGUCAGAGUCGACCAAAUGAUAUCAUGGCUGAAGUUUGUCGAGCAAUUAAACAACUGGAUUAUGAAUGGAAGGUUGUAAAUCCAUAUUAUCUACGUGUUCGAAGGAAGAAUCCAGUAACAAGUGCAUAUUCCAAAAUGAGUCUACAAUUGUAUCAGGUGGACAGCAGAACAUACUUACUGGAUUUCCGUAGUAUUGAUGAUGAAAUUACUGAAGCGAAGUCUGGGACUGCAACUCCACAGAGAUCAGGUUCUGUGAGCAACUACAGAUCUUGUCAAAAAGAUUCAGAUGCUGAUGUGCAAGGAAAAUCUGCAGAUACGUCCCUUACCUCAUCAGUGAACUCUUCGCUUGACUCUUCCACAGCUGACGUAACUCCAAGACCAGGGAGUCAUACAAUAGAAUUUUUUGAGAUGUGUGCAAAUCUAAUUAAAAUACUUGCACAAUAACUUUGAAGAUGGGCUUAUUUCUUUUAUAGCAAUAAGCAUGCCUAAAUCAUAGUCAGACGCUUCCAAUUAUAAUCAAGUUAAAUUAACUAAGGCGCUGAAAAAGCUAGCCACAGAAUGCAAUUUGCACGGGGAUUAAAAUUAAUAUGGGCAGUUAGCAUAUAUUAUUUUGAAGCUGUAGUGAAUUCUGAUUGCCUGUCGCCCAAUGGCAUAACACAGGUACAGGAAAUAAUAUGCCCUCUGGGUGGUGUUUAUAACAUUUACAUUGAGUGCACAUUAGGCUGCAUAUAACACUUAAGUUAGAUGGACCUCCUUGGUUUUUUCACUGGUAAUACAUGUAUCUGGUGCACUGUAGGUAAAUGUACACUUACUAGUUUAGUGACCCAAGUAUAACUUGUUGGUCACUCUCUACAAUUGUGACUCAGUUGGUCAGAACUAUCAAUAACAGUAAUGUGUUAAAACUGCUGUGUUUCUCCCCCCUUACUUGACAGUGAAUAAUAAAGAAUAGUUUGAUAUGUUGCAAUGUGCUAUUUCUAACAAUAAAUUCUAUUAAAUGCAUGCAAAUCCAGCCGUUGGAAAUGGGUGCAGGUGCUCUGUAAUGCACUGAGGGUGAAAAUCUGUUGGCAGUGGGUUGAACGAUUGAGUGCACAGCAGCGGUGAGAGACUUAGUGCUGAGAAGACUUGGCACCUGAUGGGCUAAAACAAAAUGUUGCAGUGCGGAGAAUUGUGAGCAAGUCUGUGUUUUGUGCAUAUACCUUAGUGUGGUAGUACCACAGCAGCUACUGUUGCAGGCUGAGAAUCCUUUUCCUUAGAGACAUUUAAGGGCACAGUUUAAGGGCUGUUUCAAGUUAUUCCAGAAUCUGAAAUUGACAGUUUUUUAACAUACAAGUUUAUACUUUGAUACAGCUGGUUAUCACGUGUUAUCUUAGGAUAUACUGUGUAGUAUUCGCUUUGCAGUUAAAACUACAUAUACAGGUUUUUAGUUUUUCCCAGGCCGCCUUAAUAGCAAACUUCGCUAUUUAAUGUCACUGAAUUGAAGUCUGACUUCUCAAGUGAACAUUGAAAACUGAUCACGACAACUUGAGUGCUAAUAUUGAGAAAGUCACAAUUACCCAUAACAAAAACCUUUCUGCAUUUACGGUUUUUGCAUUACGGUUCCAUUUUCAUCCAGCCCUUAUUAGACCUAACAGUCAUAAAAUAUUUGGGUUUGCAUUCAAGAAUUAAUGUUCCCUUUGAAAUUAACUUCAUGACCUACUUAGUUUCAAGGGAGAGGCUGGAAAUCCAGCAGUGAAACCUGGACUCUUCAAAUGGAUGGAAAUUCUUACCAAUGACUGAGAUUUUAAUUCAUGGGAGACUGAUAGCUACAGAUAUAGGAACAGUUUAAUCCUGGCCACCUGGCUUCAGUCCAAAAAUUAAUGUUUUGAAUAUGCACAGAAUCUGAAGAAACAUAAAGCUGCUUUAAGCCCACCUGCUCUACCUUUGUUUUGAAGUGGGCGAUUGUGAGGUCUGUCUAGUAGGGGGGUACAACUUCCAAGUUCAUUUCUUUAUCCUCAAGUGUCAUACCUCCUGAGGUUCAGAUGUCAACAUGAGGGACCAGUUGCAAAUCCUACAAUAAAAUCCUGUUUUUAGUCUUUGAAGAAUUGGUUCUGGUGUACUGGAUAAAUCUAUGUGUUCAUUUUUGUAAUCCUUUUAUUUCAAAAUUACUGAAUAUUGCACUUGUAUAAGCACUACACACGCACAGGUUUUUAAAUUGCAGUAAUUCCUCAUCUGGAAUUGGUUUGGUAUCACUUACAUAUGCUAAACUAUUUGUAAAUGCUUUCUGCUCCUUGUAAUACUGACAACAAAUGCAAGAUGUCAAGGUGCAAAUAGCUUUUAAUUUUUAUAUACCUUUUUGGCCCUCUUGUGCAUUAAGACAACCAUGUUUUUUCUUUAGUUUUGGUAUCUGGAAGCUAAAGCAAGUUUCUGGCAGAAGUGUACAAUAUGUGUAGUUUUAAAUAAAGUAAAUUUUUAUUGGUAUGGUA
Myiozetetes cayanensis is the source of this 3735-nucleotide messenger RNA. RefSeq names its product protein kinase AMP-activated catalytic subunit alpha 1 (gene PRKAA1). Gene Ontology annotation, molecular function: ATP binding; AMP-activated protein kinase activity. The record is from RefSeq and is a predicted model, not a curated record. Gene Ontology annotation, cellular component: cytoplasm. Lineage: Eukaryota; Metazoa; Chordata; Aves; Passeriformes; Tyrannidae. Bases 32 to 1717 code for a protein of 561 amino acids. The transcript has 9 exons. Gene Ontology annotation, biological process: protein phosphorylation; intracellular signal transduction.